Messenger RNA from Pongo pygmaeus (Bornean orangutan), 13078 nucleotides. RefSeq names its product schlafen family member 12 like (gene SLFN12L). The transcript is spliced from 5 exons. Gene Ontology annotation, molecular function: tRNA binding. Lineage: Eukaryota; Metazoa; Chordata; Mammalia; Primates; Hominidae. Gene Ontology annotation, biological process: defense response to virus. Bases 779 to 2614 code for a protein of 611 amino acids. The record is from RefSeq and is a predicted model, not a curated record.
AGCAUUUUUCCUGGACUUGUUCUGCAGAGCGCUCAGAUUUGAAAGCCAUUUCUAGCCUUUGAGGAUUACCACUGUCCUCAGCCAAACUGCGGGGACUCCUAAGUAGAUCAGAGCUCCUGGAACUUUCUCAUCUUUUCAGCAUCUCAACCCUGUGGAAUCUUUUAAUUCUCAAGUGCUACCAGGACAUUUGUGAUGUACUCUGGAAUCCCUCUGGAAGGAGCUGUCCUCACAGCCUGGAGGAUUAGAGGAGUUAAUAAAUAAGCAAACCCAACCUUUCUCCUGAGGAAUUGUGGUCCUCUCUAGAAGCUGGCCUGUGGACCUGAAUUUGCAGGAGAAGCCAGGAGUCAUCUGUGAUGCUCUGCUGAUAGCAUAGAACAGCCCUGACAGGGCCAGGACUACUGCACUUGCACUGCCCUUACUUUGAAGCAGAACCUGUUGAACAUGGGGGGCUACACUGGGAAGAUGUGUGUCAGGGCCAAGGUCCUCUGCCUGAGUCCUGAGAGCAACGCAGAGGCCUUGGAGGCUGCAGUGUCUCCGAUGGAUUACCCCGCGUCCUAUAGUUUUGCAGGCACCCAGCACAUUGGAAGCCCUGCUGCAGUCCCUUGUGAUUAUCUUGCUCGGCUUCAGGUCUCUCUUGAGUAACCUGCUCAGCUGUGAGGUUUUAAAUCUGCUCACAGCCCAGCAGUAUGAGACACUCUCCAGAAGCUUCCACAAAAACAGAGAAUUGUUUGUCCACGGCUUACCUGGCUCAGGGAAGACCAUCAUCGCCAUAAAGAUCAUGGAGAAGAUCAGGAAUGUGUUUCACUGUGAGGAAAAGAGAAUUCUUUACGUUUGUGAAAACCAGCCUCUGAGGAACUUUAUCAGAAAAGAAUUUCUGCUUGGAAAUGGCUUAGCUGCCGGAAAAAUGAACAUCAGUAUUGAUUUAGACACAAACUAUGCUGAGCUGGUUCUAAAUGUGGGAAGAGUCACUCUUGGAGAGAACAAUAGAAGAAAAAUGAAGGAUAGUCAACUGAGAAAACAGCAGAAUGAAAAUGUCUCACGAGCUGUGUGUGCUCUGCUGAAUUCUGGAGGGGGAUUUAUCAAGGCUGAAGUUGAGAAUGAAGACUAUAGUUAUAAAAAAGAUGGAAUAGGACUGGAUUUGGAAAAUUCUUUUAGUAACAUGCUGCCAUUUGUUCCUAAUUUCCUGGACUUCAUGCAGAAUGGUAACUACUUUCACAUUUUUGUGAAAUCAUGGAGCUUGGAAACCUCUGGUCCGCAGAUUGCCACGUUGAGCUCCAGUUUGUACAAGAGAGAUGUAACGUCUGCAAAAGUCAUGAAUGCCUCUGCUGCACUGGAGUUCCUCAAAGACAUGGAAAAAACUGGAGGGAGAGCAUAUUUAAGACCAGAAUCGCCUGCAAAGAGGGCCUGUGUUGAUGUACAAGAAGAAAGUAACAUGGAAGCCUUGGCUGCUGAUUUUUUUAACAGAACAGAACUUAAUUAUAAAGAAAAACUGACCUUUACUGAAUCCACACACGUUGAAAUAAAAAACUUCGCGACAGAAAAGUUGUUACAACGAAUUACAGAGAUUCUUCCUCAAUAUGUUUCUGCAUUUGCAAAUACUGAUGGAGGAUAUUUAUUCGUUGGUCUAAAUGAAGAUAAAGAAAUAAUUGGCUUUAAAGCAGAGAAGAGUUAUCUUACUAAGUUAGAAGAAGUAACAAAAAAUUCCAUUGGGAAACUGCCUGUGCAUCACUUUUGUGUGGAGAAGGGGACGAUAAAUUACUUAUGCAAAUCCCUUGGAGUAUAUGAUAAAGGAAGGCUUUGUGGAUAUGUGUAUGCACUCAGAGUGGAACGCUUCUGCUGUGCAGUGUUUGCUAAAAAGCCUGAUUCCUGGCACGUGAAAGAUAACAGAGUUAAGCAGUUGACUGAGAAGGAAUGGAUCCAGUUCAUGGUGGAUUCAGAAUCAGUAUGUGAAGAACUGCCCUCUCCAGCAAGUACAUCAUCACCUGUCUCCCAGAGCUGUCCUCUUUGUGAAUAUAUUAACUUCAAAAUUCAGCCACUGAGAUAUCACCUUCCAGGGCUAUCAGAAAAGAUAACUUUUGCUCCAAAAACCCUCUGCAGAAAUCUGUUCUCACAACAUGAAGGACUUAAGCAAUUAAUAUGUGAAGAAAUGGGCUCUGUCAGUAAGGGCUCACUGAUCUUCUCUAGGAGCUGGUCUCUGGAUCUGGGCUUGCAAGAGAACCACAAAGUCCUCUGUGAUGCUCUUCUGAUUUCCCAGGACAAGCCUCCAGUCCUAUACACCUUCCACAUGGUACAGGAUGAGGAGUUUAAAGGCUAUUCUACACAAACUGCCCAAACUUUAAAACAGAAGCUGGCAAAAAUUGGUGGUUACACUAAAAAAGUGUGUGUCAUGACAAAGAUCUUCUACUUGAGCCCUGAAGGCAAGACAAGCUGCCAGUAUGAUUUAAACUCGCAAGUAAUUUACCCUGAAUCCUACUAUUGGACAACAGCUCAAACAAUGAAAGACUUGGAAAAGGCCCUUUCAAAUAUCUUACCUAAGGAGAAUCAAAUCUUUUUGUUUGUUUGUUUGUUUCGUUUUUGUUUGUUUGUUUGUUUGUUUGUUUUUUUCUUGAGAUGAGUCUCACUCUGUCGCCCAGACUGGAGUGUAGUGGCACGAUCUCGACUCACUGCAACUUCUGCCUCCUGGGUUCAAGCAAUUCCCUGCCUCAGCUUCCCGAGUAGCUGGGAUUACAUGUGCCUGCCACCACACCUGGCUAAUUUUUUUUUUUGUAUUUUUAGCAGAGACGGGGUUUCACCAUCUUGGCCAGGCUGGUCUUGAACUCCUGACCUCAUGAUCCACCCCCCUCAGUCUCCCAAAGUGCUAGGAGUACAGACAUGAGCCACCGCACCCGGCUGGAGAAUCAAUUCUUUUACAGACCAAUAAGCCUUUGACAUUUCCAGCAUCUCCCAGAUAAUCAGUAUAGAUAAGGAUGUUUAAAUCUUGUCCAAUGCUCACUUGAAUCAUGGAAGAUGGACUGGGCUACAGAGAUACUUUUCAUUAUAUAUUCGAUAACAUUCUCUAAUUCUCUAAAAAUACGUCUUUGAAAACUUUACAAGUUAAGCAACUUGACGUGAUGUUGGAAAACUGGGAUUAGCCUAUGUUCACUUCUUCCUAAGUUCUUUAUAGAUAUUCCUUAAGGGAUAUUAGGAAAAUUAAUUACCUACACAUGUUUUGCCAUACCAAGAUGUCAUUUGACUAUAAAGGAAAUAUCAGACAUUCUUAUCCAAUGGACAUGGAAAACAUAGUUCUCUAAUACCUUCUUGAAAACUACAUUGCAAUGAAAUUCAGCCAAUGAAGAGAUUAAUCAAAAUGGAGAACUUGCCGAGUUGGGUGGAUCACUUGAGGUCAGGAGUUGAAGACCAGCCUGGGCAACAUGGUGAAACCCAGUCUCUACUAAAAAUAUAAAAAUUAGCCAAGUGUGGUGGCACACACAUGUAGUCCCAGCUACUUGGGAGGCUGAGGCAUGAGAAUUGCUUGAACCCAGGAAGUGGAGGUUACAGUGAGCCAAGACCACACCACUGCACUCCAGCCUGGGCAAGAGAGCAAGACUCUGUCAUCUCUGUGCAAAUAAACUAGAAAAUCUAGAAUAAAUGGAUAAAUCACUGAACACAUACAACCUCCCAAGACUGAGCCAGGGAGAAGUCAAAUCCCUGAACAGAUCAAUAACAAGUUCUGAAAUUGAGGCAGUAAUUAAUAACCAAAAAAAGCCCAGGACCAGACAGAUUCACAGCUGAAUUCUACCAGAGGUACAAAGAGGAGCUGGUACCAUUUCCACUGAAACUAUUCCAAACAAUAAAAAAGGAAAGACUCCUGCCUAACUCAUUUUAUGAAGCCAGUAUCAUCCCUGAUACCAAAACCUGGUAGGGACACAAUAAAAAAAGGAAAACUUCAGGCCAAUAUCACUGAUGAACAUCAUUGCAAAAAUCAUCAAUAAAAUACCGGCAAACCGAAUCCAGUGGCAUGUCAGAAAAGCUUAUCCACCACGAUCAAGUUGGCUUCAUCCCUGGGAUGCAAGGCUGAUUCAACAUACACAAAUCAAUAAAUGUAAUUCAUCACAUAAACGGAAACGAUGACAAAAACCAUAUGAUUAUCUCAAUAGAUGCAGAAAAAGACUCUGACAACAUUCAACCAAUGAAUCCCUUUAUGUUAAAAACUCUCAAUAAACUGGGUAUUGAUGAAACAUAUCUCAAAACAGUAAGAGCUAUUUAUGACAAACCCACAGCCAAUAUCAUACUGAAUGGGCAAAAGCUGGAAGCAUUCCCUUUGAAAACUGGCACAAGACAAGAAUGCCCUCUCUCACCACUCCUAUUCAACAUAGUAUUGGAAGUUCUGGCCAGGGCAAUCAGGCAAGAGAAAGAAAUAAAGGUAUUUGAAUAGGAAGAGAGGAAGUCAAAUUGUCUUUAUUUGUAGAUGACAUGAUUUUAUAUCUAGGAAAUCCCAUCAUCUCAGCCCCCAAAUUCCUUAAGCUGAUAAGCAACUUCAGCAAAGUCUCAGGAUACAAAAUCAAUGUGCAAAAGUCACAGGCAUUCCAUUACACCAACAAUAGACAAGCAGAGAGCCAAAUCAUGAGUGAACUCACAUUCACAAUUGCUAAAAAGAGAAUAAAAUACCUAGAAAUACAGCUAACAAGGGAUGUGAAGGACCUCUUCAAGGAAAACUACAAACCACUGCUCAAGGAAAUAAGAGAAGACACAAACAAAUGGAAAAACAUUCCAUCCUCAUAAAUAGGAAGAGUCAACAUCAUGAAAAUGGCCAUAUUGCCCAAAGUAAUUUAUAGAUUCAAUGUUAUUUCCAUCAAACUACCAUUGACAUUCUUCACAGAAUUUCAUAUGGAAUCAAACGAGAAUUAAAUGAAAUUAAAUUUCAUAUGGAAUCAAAGAAGACCUUGUAUAGCUAAGAUAAUCCUAAACAAAAAGAACAAAGCUGGAGGCAUUAUGCUACCUGACUUCAAACUAUACUACAUGGCUACAGUAACCAAAACAGCAUGGUACUGGUAUAAAAAGAGACAUAUAGACCAAUGGAACAGAACAGAGACCUCAGAAAUAACACUACACAUAUAUAACCAUCUGAUCUUCUACAAACCUGACAAAAACAAGCAAUGGGGAAAGGAUCUUCUACUCAACAAAUGGUGCUGGGAGAACUGGCUAGCCAUAUGCAGAAAACUGAAACUGGAUCCCUUCCUUACACCUUAUACAAAAAUUAACCCAAGAUUGACUAAAGACUCAAACUGAAAACUGAAACUGGAUCCCUUCCUUACACCUUAUACAAAAAUUAACUCAAGAUAGAUUAAAGACUUAAACGCAAAACUCAAAACCAUAAAAACUCUAGAAGAAAACCUAGGCAAUACCAUUCAGGACAUAGGCAUGGGCAAAGACUUCAUGACAAAAACACCGAAAGCAAUUGCAACAAAAGCCAAAAUUGACAAAUGGGAUCUAAUCAAACUAAAGAGCUUCUGUACAGGGAAAGAAACCACCAUCAGAGUGAACGGACAACCUACAGAAUGGGAGAAAAUUUUUGCAAUCUACCCAUCUGACAAAGGUCUAAUAUCCAGAAUGUACAAAGAACUUAAACAAAUUUACAAGGAAAAAACAACCCCAUUAAAAAGUGGAUAAAGGAUAUGAAUAGACAUUUCUCAAAAGAAGACAUUUAUACAGCCAACAAACAUAUGAAAAAAAACUCAACAUCACUUAUCAUUAGAGAAAUGCAAAUCAAAACCACAAUGAGACACCAUCUCACACAAGUCAAAUGGUGAUUAUUAAAAAGUCAAGAUAAAAGAAAGAUUAUUAAAAAGUCUCCACUGCAUGGUGAGGCUGUAGAGAAAUAGGAAUGCUUUUACACUGUUGGUGGGAAUGUAAAUUAGUUCAACCAUUGUGGAAGACGGUGUGGCAAUUCCUCAAGGAUCUAGAACCAGAAAUACCAUUUGACCCAGCAAUCCCAUUACUGGGUAUAUACCCAAAGGAAUAUAAAUCAUUCUACUAUAAAGAUACAUGCAGGCUGGGCGUGGUGGCUCAUGCCUGUAAUCCCAGCACUUUGGGAGGCUAAGGCGGGCGGAUCACCUGAGGCCAGGAGUUUGAGACCAGCCUGGCCAACAUGGUGAAACCCCGUUUCUACUAAAAAUACAAGAAUUAGCCGGGCGUGGUGGUAGGCGUCUGUAAUCCCAACUACUUGGGAGGCUGAGACAAACAUGGUGAAACCCCGUUUCUACUAAAAAUACAAGAAUUAGCGGGCGUGGUGGUAGGCGUCUGUAAUCCCAGCUACUUGGGAGGCUGAGACACGAGAAUUGCUUGAACCCGGGAGGCAGAGGUCGCAGUGAGCCAAGAUCACCCCAUUGUGCUCCAGCCUGGGUGACAAGAGCAAAACUCUGUCUCAGAAAAAAAAAAAAGAAGACACAUGGACACAUAUGUUUAUUGCAGCACUAUUUACAAUAGCAAAGGCAUGGAACAAACCCAAAUGCCAAUCAAUGAUAGACUGGAUAAAGAAAAUGUGGUACAUAUACACCAUGGAAUACUAUGCAGCCAUAAAAAGGAAUGAGAUCAUGACCUUUGCAGGGACAUGAGUGAAGCUGGAAGCCAUCAUCCUCAGCAAACUAACAUGGGAACAGAAAAUCAAACACUACAUGUUCUCACUCAUAAGUGGGAGCUGAACAAUGAGAACACAUGGACACAGGGAAAGGAUUAACACACACCAGGGCCUGUUGCAGGGUGGGGAGAGUGAGGGGAGGGAACUCAGAGGAUGGGUCAACAGGUGCAGCAAACCACCAUGGCACAAGUAUACGUAUGUAACAAACCUGCACAUUCUGCACAUGUAUCCCAGAACUUAAAGUAAAAUAAAAAUUAAAAAAAAAAAAAAAAAAAAGAACUUAAAACAGUGGGAGCAUGUUCGCAGUCUUGGAGUCUUUCCAGCCCUGAACCUCGGGCAGCCUGUAUCAGCUGCUGGUGAUGGGUGACCUGGGCAUGGGGAAGACCACUAUCAUCAAACAGUGAGUGCACCAGAACUCCUCCUGGCUGGCACCCUGAAGCCACCAUUGUGUGAACUGUGCAUUCAAGGUGCUACACUGGGACCCAGAGGCCUUGGCACACCUACAGCUGUGGAACAUUGCAAUGAGGAAAGAUUGGGAUAAUGACAAGAGCCUGUUAUCUGGAACUUACAGGUGCAUUUAUUGUCUCCAGUAUCACCAGGCCAACCCCAUUUGAAGCAGAGCUAAAGUGGAAAAAUGAUUUGGACUACACGUUAACUCAUGGCAGACCUAUUUCUGUGGUUCUGUUGGCCAAGAAAUGUGACCAUGGGAGGAUGAACGCAGGAACAACAGCCUCAAGAUGGACCAUAUCUACAUGGAACAUAGUUUUGCAGUAGGAAAAUAUAAACUUCGGUGAAACCUUCAGAUGCCUGAUAAAAUAUUAUAUUAAAAUGUACUCUUGGAGUUUUGAUUUAUGGAGGUGACUGAGUGUCAACACAGACGGACUAGCGCCAUUGAAAAAAGACUUAAUUACUUAUAGUUCCAAGAGAAGGGGACAUGCUCUGUAAUGCAGGGUCACGUGGUAAAGCAUCCAGGUGGUUAAGGAGAGAGGAGCAGAAGUGAGGGGAAAAUCUAAUUCACAACCUUUAUUAUUAGGGUUUCUGUGGGAAAGGUCCAGCUGGGCAGGGGAAACAGCUUAGGACUCGAUAGUUUGAAUAAUUCUGAUGGGCUUUGGGGCCUAGGGACUGUCCCUAGUUGUCCGUUACAUGGCCCUGGGUUUAUGUAGGGUAGGGAAAAUAUUGGCUCAAUGUGUGAGUAGCUUAGAGUAUGAGCUCUGGAUCACAGCGGAGAUGUAAAGAAUGUUGGCCAUUAGUUUGGCCCUGUGAUUAAUGGAUGCCAAAUAGACAAAUACAGAACCUAGGAAAACACAGUAAGACCCAUUGCCCCUGGGCCUAUUUGGCAUCAUUGUAAGAAACCUGGGGUGGUAAUAGUAGACUUAUUUAAAGAAUGGGGUACAAGUUGCCCUAAAUAGCCUAGAAAAUAUUUUAUUGUAAGAGUAAGAUAGAAGAACACAUGUGGAAGUAUAAAGAGCCCUUGUAGGCUGGUCCAUAACUAAGUCAUUCAUUUGUAUGUCAUUAGUCAAGAAAGUAGAUCUGAAAUUUUUGGAGGUUUUUACUAUUAUCUUGGAGUUUUAAAGUGGGUUAAAAGUUUGAAAUACAUAUAUACAUAUAAAAAACAGGUCCUGCAGUCAGGUUGUUGGGGGACAGGAACUAAUACAUUAAUAAUGCAUGUGUAGAUUAGCGUGUGUGUAUAACCAAGGGGAAGGAGUGGCCAUGGUCAGAGACACAGGGCAGGAAGUCACGGGGGAAAGCUUGAGGGGGCGGCAGGGGUAGGCACUGGGGAGUUAGUGGUCCUCUUCCCAGUAGGUUGAGGGAUUGACUCAGGAGGCAAUGGCCUCCAGAGAAAGGCAAUACUAUCCAUUAAUUUUUGUUGUCUUUUUAGACACAGGGUCUUGCCCUUGUCACCGAGGCUGGAGUGCAGUGGUGUGGUCAUAGCUCAUUGCAGCCUUGACCUCCCGACAUCAAGAGAUUCUCCUGCCUCAGACUCUUGAGUAGCUGGGACUACAGGCGUACACCACCAUGCCCAGCUAACUUUUAUAUGUUUUGUAGAGACGGGGUUUCCGCAUGUUGCCCAGGCUGGUUUGAACUCCUGGGAUUAAGCAGUCCUGCCUCAGCCUCCCAAAGUGCUGGAAUUAUAGGCAUGAGUCACUGUGCUUGGCCCUCCAUUAAUUCUUAGAAUGGCAUAGGUAGUGGUAACUACUAUUAAAUUUUCCUUCAGGCAUAGGAGUGUGGGGUGUAUGUUUUGGCAGAGAGCAAGGAGUAUGCCAGGAUGAUAGGCUAAGCAGACAGCACACUCAGAAACAUAAUAGAAUCCCUGAUAUCAAAGGAAAAAAGGCCAAAUAUUCUGUGUGCAGUUUGUGCCUGAGAAGAGACAGUCCAUGGGUGUCACUGGGGUGAAGGUUUUUGUGUUUAGGGUGACGCCAUGUCUGGUGCAGGGGUAAAUUCGUCUCUGAUGGUAAGCUGGAUCGAUGUCAUCUGAGGCAGCAUAAUCUCCAGCAGUGAGUGCCUAUCCAGGAAAAUGUCAUUUAGGAUAUGGGUCUUGAGUAUUUCUUUUAAGUAAAUACAGACUCAGGUUGAUGUGGGUCUUAGCAUUUGCCAUGAUUGAUUAAAACAAUGGCUUGUAUGGAGGGUUGGUGCCUCCAGAUGGUAAAACAACAAAAACACCCAUACCAGUAGUAAGAUCAGCAGGCUGAGCAUGGCAGCUCAUGCCUGUAAUCCCAGCACUUUGGGAGGCCAAGGCAGGUGGAUUGCUUGAGCUCAGGCGUUCAAGACGAGCCUGGGCAACAUGGUAAAACCCUGUCUCUACAAAAAACAUAAAAAAUUAGCUGGGUGUGGUGGUGUGUGCCUGUGGUCGCAGCUACUCGGGAGGCUGAGGUGAGAGGAUUGCCUGAACCCAGGAAGUAGAGUGGGGAGUGAAUCGUGAUCACGCCACUGCACUCCAGCCUGGGUAACAGAGUGACACCUUGUCUCAGACCAAAACAAAAAGCAAAAACAAACAAACAAAACAAAAAAGAUAAACAGAAAACAGAAUGGUGUGCAGCUGCAUUUGACAGAGUUUUGGUUUUUGCUGGCUUGCUUGCUUCAUGGUUGAAGUUUAGGCUUAAAUGGGUCCCAUAUCAGAUAAGCAGCUGCCUAGCCCAUUGGACAAUCACUAUUAAUUUGUCCCCAGAGAAUAUACACACCUGUUGUGGCCUCCUGAUGGGAGGGGUUUGAUAUUGAAAAUCUAUAAAAAUAGGUUAAGGCCUGGGGCAAGAUAAAGACUCAUUGAGAGGUCCAUUUGUUGGACUGGAACUUUAAAAGAAGUUGUUUGGGGAGACUCUUAUGUCUCUCAGUUAAACUGGCUAUUUGGGACCUAUUAGGGUCAUGAAAGUUUUAUUGAAUGCCUGUUUCGGGAGCCCAUUCAGUGUGUAUUUUGCAAUGUGAAAUUUGUGUCUUGGUUAUUACCUUGGUAAUUGUAAGGCCUCAUAUGGUGGCCUUAAUAUACAUAGACACAUGAUUUGGGGUAUCUAAGAGGAAAGAGGUUUUUAGUGUUCCUUAAUCUGAAAGGGACAAUUCAUUAGGCAAUGGCUCAAUUGUUCAUAAGGAAUGUGGAGAUGGGGCCAUUUGUUGGCCAGGGUAUCCAGCAUUCAGUAAUAUUCCACCUAGCUCCAUCACGUAUGGUGGUUGGCAGUGCCAUUCAUAUAGUCUGUGAACUUCUAUUGCUGUUCACUCAGUCAAUCCAAAGGAGCUUUCCAGGUAACCAAGGGGUCUGGGGGAGAGGUGACCUCCUCCAGCACUAUGGCAUCUGGCAAGGGACCAAAGACUGGGGACGUCACUCCCUUCUGUGUGUGAAUAUGCUAGAGAGCCCAGGACUUGGUAGCCUUCUUGGGACAGGUUAGAGACAAACCUGGGCCCUCUGAGAGGCUGAGCUUGCAGGGUGCUGUUUCUAUGACCGAAAGCAUAACAGGUAGCCAGGUAUGGAGGGUCACAGACUCAGAAUCUGUGAGAGCCUCUAUGUCCAGGAGAGCCCAGUAUGGAGCCAGUCAUUUGUGGUUUUAAUGGCAUAUAGCAUGAGGCUGAGAGCCCUCAGGCAAUUCAUAGCCAUCACAGGUGGUCUAGACUUUAGGAGGCAUGAGUAGAGCUUGUUAAAGUCUCUUUAGUAAAGGAAUCAAUGCAGGCACCAAUGGGUCUGUCUGUUGGUAUUAAUUUGGAUAGCUUUUAGAGCCUUUUUGUUUGAGGGUGCCACAUUUAAAGUGGGUUCAUUUGUAAGUUACAGCAUCAAUGAGAUUAAGUAAAAUUUGUAAGUGAAGAAUAUUUUGCCAUGAAAACCCAAAAAGGAUGAAAAGAUGUUGGACUUUUAUAUCCAUAUGAGUAGAUUAAAUGACAUCUCCUUGGAGGAGGUUACUAAUGUAAUAUCACAUCUGUGCUCCCAGAGGAAGGUGCAUGCAGUUAAGAUCUUGUCUGUCCCUGUCUCUUUAAAAAGAAGGCCAUCUGAAAAGGCUAUAUACUGUAUGAUUCCAACUACAUGACAUUCUGUAAAAGGCAAGAUAAUGGAGAGAGUAAAAUGAUCAGUGGUUUCCAAGGAUUAAGGGAGUGGGAGGAAUUAAUAGUUGAACCACAGAGGAUUCUUAAGGCAAUGAAAAUCCUGUAUUUGAUACUAUAUAGUGGGUAUAUGUCAUUGUACAUUUGUCUGAACCCAUAAAAUGUACAAGAAGAAUGAACGCUAAUGUAAAAGUCCCAAUGGAUUUUGAGUGAUUAUGAUGUUUAAUUUAGAUUAAUCAAUUGUAACAAAUGUACCACACUAAUGGGAGAUGUUAAUGGGUGAGGCUAUGCAUAAGUGUGGUCAGUGGGUAAAUGGAAAAUCUUUGUACUUUCCGCUCAAUUUGCUGUGAAUCUGCUGUAGAAAAAUUAAGUAUUAAAAAAGACCUUGUCUGUGAGAUGUGUGCAUGAUGGCAAAAUUGUGAAGGUACUGAAGUGUAGCCUGCAAGAGGUAUAUUGCGUCUCUUCAGCAAUGGAGGCAAACUACAGUGGAGUCUGUUGAAACAGGCAUGGAAUUGAACCUACUGAACAUAUUAGCCAAGUCUGUAAGAACAGGGUAUCUAGCAGUUAUUGAUUGGAUAGAGUUAGUAAUGUUAAUCAUAUUAGAUACUGGGUAUGAGGCCCUAGUCGAUAAGACCAGAACAUUAACGUUGUAGUCCUCCACCGUGAGGUGCCUGCUGCUUAUUAUUUUCCAGGUUUAAGAACAGGCAACACUGGGCUGUUAAAUGGACAAGCAGCAGGGAAUAAUUAUCCCCUUUAUCCCUUUUAUGUUAUAUAAAUGAGGUUUUAUGCAACAACUUUCAAUCCUUCAAGGGACUAUUUUAACUUACAUUGAACCAUAUUAACUAUUUUAACGGGAUUUACAUGAUCCUAUUUUAUCAAGCCAAUUUUUGAGUGCCAAAAAUUUAAUUUUAAUUUGUUAUUUAUUGUGACAUGGAAUCUAUGUUCAAUAUGAGAUACUUUAAAGCACUGAGUACAACAACUAUGAGCAAUUCAAUCAAGAUAUAUAAAAUAAGGCAUAGCUAUUUUUAAAAACCUAUUUAGCUACCUUUUAAAUUUAUAUGGGGUACAAUGUUUAAAUUUGUUGGAACUUCAGGCAUAAAUAUAAUUUGAGUAUUUAUUAAGUCCAUGAGGUUUCUCAAUUGGUGCAUUUUGGCAAAUGUUAAAGUUAAUUUAGAGCUUUCAGUUCUGGCCAGGCGUGGUGGCUCACGCCUGUAAUCCCAGCACUUUGGGAGGCCGAGACAGGUGGAUCACUUGAGGCCAAGAGUUCGAGACCAGCCUGGCCAACAUAUAGUGAAACCUUGUCUCUACUAAAAAAUACAAAAAUUAGCUGGAUGUGGUGGUGCUCUCCUGUAGUCCCAGCUACUUGGGAAGCUGAGGCAGGAGAAUCACUUGAACCCAGGAGGCGGAGGUUGCAGUGAGCCGAGAUUGCACCACUGCACUCCAGCCUGGGUGACAGAGCAACACUCUAUCUGUAAAAAAACAAAAAAACACAAAAACAAAAAACAAACAAACAAAAAACAAACAAAAAACCUUACAGUUCUAAACCCAAUCAUAACCUUAUCUAUCUUUUUGUUAUAUAAAUUCUUUGGUAUAUAAAUUUUGGGUUCCCAAUUGGGUGAAAUUAUGGAUGUUUGUUUUAAUUUAGAUAUAUGUUUGAUAUCUAUAUCUAUGUACAUGUACAAUCUAUUCGUUAUGUCUAUAUUAACCUAAAUGCUCAUCAAUGACAGAUUAGAUAAAGAAAAUGUGGUACAUAUACACCAUGGACUACCAUGCAGCCAUAAAAAAGAACAAGAUCACAUAUUUUGCAGGAACAUGGAUGGAACUGGAGGCCAUUACCCUUAGCAAACUAACUCAGGAACAGAAAACCAAGUCCGGCAUCUUCUCACUGAUAAGUGGGAGCUAAAUGAAAGAACUUAUGAACUCAAAGAAGGAAACAACAGACAC